AUGGUAAUCAUAGCAGAUGUAAGGCAUACUAAAGUAGAGGCAAGAAAGGCUGAGGCUUGGAAAAAGGCAAUGAUCAACUUUCCCCCCAUAGCAGAAGAAGAAGCAUUCGUAGGCCCUUUAAUAGUAAGCGCGGUGAUGGGGAACCACCCAGUGAGAAGAGUAUACGUAGACACAGGAAGCGCUUGUGAAAUUAUGUAUGAACACUGCUUCCUGAAACUUCGGCAUGCACUAAGGAAAACAAAGAAAAAUAUCUCUUGCCCACUAGUAGGCUUCACAGGGGAAAGAUCUUGGUCUUUAGGGGAGAUCACCCUGCAUGUAACAGUGGGGACGAUCCCGAUGAUAAGAACAGAAAUGCUAACUUUCAUCAUAGUUCGGUCUGACUCCCCUUACAAUGUUAUCUUGGGUAGGACAGCCAUGCGAAAAAUGGGAAUUAUUCCCUCCCCAAUGCAUGGCAUGGUCAUGUUCUCUACACCCUACGGUAUUGGAUGCAUUAAGGCAGACAGUCAAGAAGAGUAUUGUUGUGCCCAUGUUGAAGUAACUGAAGAUAAACCAAAGGGAGAAUUGCCAAACAAGGUAGAAGGGCCGGAGGAGAAGCUGUUCAUCAAUGAUAAGCACCCAGAUCAACAUGUGCUAAUCGGGAGACAGCUCCCAACAGAAUUCAAAAGAAAGUUAAGAAGCCUCCUAAAGAAACACAAAGAAGUUUUUGCCUGGACCCUGGCAGACAUGACUGGUGUCCCACGGCAAAUAACCAUUGACGGAGAAAAGUUUGACACUCAACACAAGCUAAAUACCCGACCACAUGUGGAACCAAUAAAGCAAAAAAGAAGAAGUUUAGCACCAGAAAGAAGCAAAGUAGCCUGCGAACAAGUAGCAGAUCUCGUGAAGGCAGGAAUACUAAGGGAGGUUAAAUACCAAAGCUGCGUAGCAAACCCAGUGAUGGUCAGAAAACAUGACGGUGGCUGGAGGAUGUGCGUAGAUUUCACUAAUAUUAAUAAGGCAUGUCCAAAAGAUUGCUACCCACUGCCGAAGAUAGAUUGA
Messenger RNA from Erigeron canadensis, 1038 nucleotides. RefSeq lists its product as uncharacterized. Lineage: Eukaryota; Viridiplantae; Streptophyta; Magnoliopsida; Asterales; Asteraceae. The record is from RefSeq and is a predicted model, not a curated record. Bases 1 to 1038 code for a protein of 345 amino acids. The transcript has a single exon.